AUGUUUUCAAAGAUCGAUUUGAGAUCCGGAUACCAUCAGCUAAAGGUGAAAGUAGAAGAUGUAGAGAAAACCGCAUUUAGAACAAGAAUUGAAAAUGAACAAAAUCUGAGGACUGUCUUGCCAACACUUAGAGAGAAGAAAUUAUUUGCUAAACUAAAGAAAUGUGAAUUUUGGUUAGAUGAAGUUGUAUAUUUAGGCCAUGUUAUUAAUAGAGAUGGGAUUUUGGUAGACCCACAGAAGAUAGAGGCAAUUGUGAAUCGGCCUACACCAACAAAUGUAACGGAAGUCCACAAUUUCAUGAGUUUAGCUGGGUACUAUAGAAGAUUUGUGAAAGAUUUUUCAAAAAUAGCUAUACCUCUUACCCAACUUAUACACAAAGGACAACCAUUUAAAUGGAAUGAUGAAAGGGAAUCUGCCUUCCAAGAACUGAAAACGAGAUUGACUACUAUACCAGUGUUGACAUUGCCCACAGGUACAGAAAACUUUGUGACUUAUAGUGAUGCUUCUUACAAAGGUUUGGGUUAUGUGUUAAUGAAGAAUGAGAGAGUAAUUGCCUCUGCCUUCAGACAAUUGAGAUUGUAUGAAAAGAACUACCUGAUGCAUGACCAAGAAUUGUCUGCAAUUGUGUUUGCUUUGAAAAUCUGGUAG
Camellia sinensis is the source of this 648-nucleotide messenger RNA. The record is from RefSeq and is a predicted model, not a curated record. Lineage: Eukaryota; Viridiplantae; Streptophyta; Magnoliopsida; Ericales; Theaceae.